This is a messenger RNA of Trematosphaeria pertusa, 1152 nucleotides long. RefSeq lists its product as uncharacterized. The record is from RefSeq and is a predicted model, not a curated record. The transcript has a single exon. Bases 1 to 1152 code for a protein of 383 amino acids. Lineage: Eukaryota; Fungi; Ascomycota; Dothideomycetes; Pleosporales; Trematosphaeriaceae.
AUGGACAAGGAACUCGCCAAGUUCCUCCUCCUCCUCGUCGCCUUCGGGCUUCUGUGCUCCUGGGAGCACAUCACGGCGCGGGCAACCGCUGCCUACCUCUCUCUCGCCUUCGGGCACCACGACUCUCCGGCCUCUGCCUCUGGCACGCCUUCCGUCCCGGGCUCCUUCCCCGCUUCGCCGCCACUCCUCCCGCGCCGCGAGCGCCGACAAGCUCUCCGCCGUCCUUCGUCGACUUUUCCUCCGCCUCCGCCGGUGAAUGAGGGCGACGCGGCGUGGCGCGUCCAGUGGCCGGUGGAAACAUCGGUCCCGUUGACGCUGCCUCCCGUCUGCUCCUCUGAAGCUGGUGGGGGUGGAUGGACGUUCGCGCAGUUCGCCCGCAACCCGGGGCAGCACUCGUUCGCGCCCCGCUUGUCGCCCGCCGGGUCCUCGUUCGCGCGCGUCGGUCGGGACGCCACGUUCUUGGUGGAGGAUGAGGAGGAGCACUUCGCCAACGGUAGGCGCGUCGAGCGCUUCGGCUCGUUCCGCUGGGCAAGCUUCUCCGACGAGGAGCGGAAGAGCAGGAUCGAGCUCCUUGCGGCGAAGAGCGAGGGCAAGAAGCCCGCUCGGCGGGCUGAGCCUGAGCCUUCGCCGUUGCCUGCUGUCGCCCCGCCGUCGCCCGCCGUCACCGUCGCUGUCGCCGUCGUCCCGCCGCCGCGUUCGCCCAGUCCAGUUCUGCCUGCGGCUCCGGCUCCGACUCCGACUCCAGCUCCGACUCCAGCUCCGGCUCCCAUGCCGCGACCCCUCGACGUCCCUUCCGCUCCGGCUCCCGCCCAGGUCGAGCCUGUCCUGCCCCCGCCGACCGUCUCUCUCCCGGACUGGUUCGCCCAGUUCAAGGCGAUCGCCGACCAGUGCGCCGGAGUGCCGCUGCAUUUCCGGAUGCCGCCUGCUUGGUGGUUGGAGAUGCCGGCUCCUGCUCCUCCCGCUCCGGCUCCUGCUCCUGCUCCUGCGCCGGCACCAGUCCCUGUCGCCUGGCUGCCGCCUGUCGUCCUUGCUCCGGCUCCGGGCCCUGCUGCUCCGCUGCAGCCGCGCGACGUUCGUCUCCAGCGCGCAAGCUGGGACCAGAGGAGGGCGGGUUUGCGGAAGGUGCUUGGUGGUGGGAAGAGGAGGGGAUAG